GAAGUCGGUGUUGACGGUGGAAAAAUCGAUUUCAUUCAGAAAAUUCCGGUUGUGCCGAUCGAAAUUGGGUGUUAUUUGUAAUAUUUUCCCGUACUUGUGCAGCUAUCGAGUGUUUUUGCGUGUUGGGAAAAUAAAUUGGAUACUAACUGGAUCAUCUUCCGUUCUCUACUAUUCUUGGUUGGCAUUCUUCGGACUAUGCCACCAAUCGCCUGAUUCAUCAAAGCUCAGAUUAAACUUCAAUGCCAUACAUUCUGAUACGUGGUAACCUAGCUUCCUACAGCCACAAGUACCCCUUUCGAGUGCUGGUCUCGGGAUUGAAAGCAUCCGAUCUCGAGCAGCUGAAUCGAUUCCCCUGCGGUGGAUACAGUGAUGAGUCUACGAUUGUCUAUCUGCAGCAUCCGUGCGUGAUAUUGACUGCACUAGAGGUACUUGGUUACCGCGUUGUCGCUUCCUCAUCGACGGCGGUCAAGCAGGACUACAACGAGUAUAUGUGGACUAUGCGUAAGGAGUUCCACGAUCCGGAACCAUUCGUAAGUGAAACAUCGUCCGCCAUCGUCGAACGGGAUAACCUGGCCAACUGCGGCCGUGAGGUGAAUAACUAUCCACCAAGCAAUAAGAUUGACGUUCCGGAGUAGGU
Messenger RNA from Ochlerotatus camptorhynchus, 637 nucleotides. RefSeq lists its product as uncharacterized. Lineage: Eukaryota; Metazoa; Arthropoda; Insecta; Diptera; Culicidae. The record is from RefSeq and is a predicted model, not a curated record. Bases 240 to 635 code for a protein of 131 amino acids. Gene Ontology annotation, biological process: negative regulation of biosynthetic process. The transcript has 4 exons.